AUCCUCGAGGAUCGUUUCAAUUGAUCACAUCAUUAUGCCGCUAAGAUCGGAAGCUUCCUCUUCGAGGGACACUCUAAACACCGCCACCACCUCGGACGAACGACGUCGCACCGGAAGGUACGUCGCCGGUGGGGCCGUGCUGGCAAUCAUGCUGCUCGCCGUGCAUCAUGCUCUCUUGCGGGACGCGUCCACCAUAACUGGCGUCUUCAUACCGGCCAUAAUAAUGGUGUCCUACAUUGUCUGGAUCUUGUAUUCCGCCCACCGGGACAGACGAAAGGCGCUGAGAGUCGCCACGAUGAUGCCACUGACGGAAGUCAUUAGCGUUCCAGAGGACACCAAAGGAGCAAUCAGCAGCAGCAGCAGCAGCAGCAGCAAGAAGAAGAAAAAGCGAAGCAACAAGAAAGAUCAACGAAAGUCUGAUAGUGAGAAAUUAACUUAUGCAGCGACGCAAUCUCGCGAAAAUCCAGCCUUCAAUUCGAAAGACGAAGCACCGUGAAUUUCUGUACGCCAAGUUUCUUUUCCCACGAGAAUUACGCCUCUUUUUAUCAGCAAACACCCUGCUCCAUUCGUGAAACGAUCCUUCCUUUUAUA
Messenger RNA from Habropoda laboriosa, 591 nucleotides. RefSeq lists its product as uncharacterized. The transcript has 3 exons. Bases 35 to 496 code for a protein of 153 amino acids. NCBI's taxonomy places the organism in Eukaryota, Metazoa, Arthropoda, Insecta, Hymenoptera, Apidae. The record is from RefSeq and is a predicted model, not a curated record.